Molecule: messenger RNA, 879 nt
Organism: Lachancea thermotolerans CBS 6340
Lineage: Eukaryota; Fungi; Ascomycota; Saccharomycetes; Saccharomycetales; Saccharomycetaceae
Gene: MCR1
Product: cytochrome-b5 reductase
Exons: 1
Coding region: 1-879 (292 amino acids)
Biological process (GO): ergosterol biosynthetic process
Molecular function (GO): cytochrome-b5 reductase activity, acting on NAD(P)H
Source: RefSeq, a predicted model, not a curated record
AUGUUCUCUAGAGUCCUAAGAUCCAGAAGCGCUAUCCCACUAGCCGUGGGAUCGGUCACGAUCGCUGCUGCGUUCUACCACUCCACCUUGAUUAGAAACGAGCCUCUCAAGACGUUCACCGGCGACGACAGCUGGGUGGAGCUGCCUAUUGCUAAGAUCGAGGAGGUGUCGCACGACACGCGCCGCUUCAUCUUCAGCCUACCCCAGGAAGAGCAGGUUUCGGGCCUGGUUGUAGCAUCAGCUUUGCUGGCCAAGUUGCAGACGCCUAAGGGCUCCAACGUGAUUAGACCCUACACGCCCGUCAGCGACGUGUCCACCAAGGGCCACAUCGAGUUCGUCAUCAAGCACUACAACGGUGGCAAAAUGACCGAGAUGCUGUUCGACAAGAAGCCCUCCGACACCGUGGCGUUCAAGGGCCCAAUUCCUAAGUGGGAGUGGAAGCCAAACUCCUUCGACUCCAUCACCCUGCUGGGCGCCGGGUCCGGUAUCACGCCGCUGUACCAGCUGGUGCACCACAUCUCGCAGGACCCUAAGGACAAGACCAAGGUCCACCUGCUGUACGGUAACAAGACCCCUAACGACAUCCUGCUGAAGAGGGAGCUCGACGCCAUUCAGGCCAAGUACCCUGACCAAGUCAAGAUCCACUACUUCGUCGACAAGGCCGAGGGCUCCUUCGACGGCCACACGGGAUUCAUCACCAAGGAAUACUUGGAGAAGAACGUGCCAAAGGCGUCCGAGAAGAACCAGGUCUUCGUUUGCGGUCCUCCUCCAUUCAUGAAGGCCUACUCUGGCCCCAAGGCUUCUCCAAAAGACCAGGGCGAGCUGACUGGUAUCCUGAAGGACCUGGGCUUCACCAAAGAAAGCGUUUUCAAGUUCUGA